This is a messenger RNA of Plectropomus leopardus (leopard coralgrouper), 754 nucleotides long. It is a transcript of the gene lamtor5, whose product is annotated as late endosomal/lysosomal adaptor, MAPK and MTOR activator 5. The record is from RefSeq and is a predicted model, not a curated record. Gene Ontology annotation, molecular function: guanyl-nucleotide exchange factor activity. Lineage: Eukaryota; Metazoa; Chordata; Actinopteri; Perciformes; Serranidae. Gene Ontology annotation, cellular component: Ragulator complex; lysosome; cytoplasm. Gene Ontology annotation, biological process: cellular response to amino acid stimulus; negative regulation of apoptotic process; positive regulation of TORC1 signaling.
GUCAGCUGACUCUUCCCGGAAGCUUUGAGAAAGUAGACAACCACAGCUAAUCCUCACACACAAAACUUGACUUUUCCAGUUAUUUACGGGAAUUAAUCAUGGAGUCGACCCUCGAACAGCAUCUCGAUGACACCAUGAAGAAUCCAGCAGUUGUCGGUGUGCUCUGCACGGACCAACAAGGACACAACCUGGGCUGCCGCGGCUCCCUGUCUGAUGAACAUGGCGGCGUUGUGUCAGUUUUGUCCAAACAAGCAGCAGCUCUCACCAAAGACCCAACAGACAGUCCAACUGUAUGCCUGGAGUCUGAGUCAGGAAACAUUCUCGUGAGAAGUCAUGGGACCAUCACAGUAGCCGUUCACAAGAUAGCAUCAUGAAGACGACACAGAGGAGGUUUUCUUUUUUUUGUUGUUGUAAAAAAACGUACAUAUAACCAGGCGCAUGAGUGUAGGUACAAAAUUUGAAAGAGCUUUGAGAAAAAUCUUCAGUUUGCAAAAGCAAUCUGGAGUUUGUUGUGUUUAUGAUAUGAUCACAUAUUUUAACCAGAGCAGGCUGUGUUGUUUGUUAACACCUGGAGUGAGAUUCUUAAAUAGAUAAAUAUAUAUUCACAAAUGUGUCAGUAAUGCUAUUGUAUUGAUGUCACGUACAAAUUUGGCUCUAUAUCAUGUUUAUUCCAUGUUAAAGCUUUUUGUUAACAUCCUUUAAUCCAAGUCAGUCGUGCACAGAAAAACAACCCUUAAUAAACUUUAACUCGGCA